Magnusiomyces paraingens is the source of this 894-nucleotide messenger RNA. RefSeq names its product 60S ribosomal protein uL18. Bases 1 to 894 code for a protein of 297 amino acids. The transcript has a single exon. Gene Ontology annotation, cellular component: ribosome; cytosolic large ribosomal subunit. The record is from RefSeq and is a predicted model, not a curated record. Gene Ontology annotation, molecular function: 5S rRNA binding; structural constituent of ribosome. Gene Ontology annotation, biological process: ribosomal large subunit assembly; translation. NCBI's taxonomy places the organism in Eukaryota, Fungi, Ascomycota, Dipodascomycetes, Dipodascales, Dipodascaceae.
AUGCCUUUCAACCCUAAUACCCAGAACCCUGCGUACCACUCGCGCUUCCAGGUCCCCUUCCGCCGUCGUCGUGAGGGUAAGACUGAUUACUAUGCUCGUAAGAGACUUGUCACACAGCACAAGGCCAAGUACGCUUCUCCCAAGUACAGACUUGUCGUGAGAUUCUCUAAGAAGGACAUCACUGCCCAGAUCAUCUCUUCCCAGAUCACUGGCGAUGUUGUCUUCACUGCUGCUUACGCCCACGAGCUCCCCCGCUACGGCAUCAAGCACGGUCUUACCAACUGGGCCGCUGGUUAUGCUGUCGGUCUCCUUGUCGCCCGCCGUGCUCUCCAGAAGCUUGGCCUUGACGAGACCUACACUGGUGACGAGGAGGCUUCCGGUGAGUUCUCUAUUGUUGAGGCUGUUGAGGAUGCUCCCAGACCUUUCAAGGUCUUCCUUGAUGUCGGUGUUGCUCGCACUACCACUGGUGCCCGCAUUUUUGGUGUCCUUAAGGGUGCCUCCGACGGUGGUCUUUACGUCCCCCACUCUCCCAAGAGAUACCCCGGUUACGACAUUGAGACCGAGGAGCUCGAUGGUGACACUCUCCGCAAGUACAUUGUUGCCGGCCACGUUGCUGAGUACAUGGAGGAGCUGAUUGAUGAUGAUGAGGAGAGAUACCGUGAGCUUUUCCAGAGCUACAUCAAGGACGGUGUUGAGGCUGAUGCCAUUGAGGACAUUUACUCUGAUGCCCACGAGAAGAUCCGCGAGGAUCCUUCUCCCAAGAUCACUGAGAAGAAGUCUAAGGACCACUACAAGGCCCAGAAGAAGAACCAGAGACAGAAGAAGCUUACUCUUGAGGAGAGAAAGGCUCGCGUUGCUGCUAAGGCUGCUGAGUUUAUCAACAACACCUUGUAA